Messenger RNA from Vicia villosa (hairy vetch), 2052 nucleotides. RefSeq names its product protein ANTHESIS POMOTING FACTOR 1-like. Bases 163 to 1221 code for a protein of 352 amino acids. Lineage: Eukaryota; Viridiplantae; Streptophyta; Magnoliopsida; Fabales; Fabaceae. The transcript has 10 exons. The record is from RefSeq and is a predicted model, not a curated record. Gene Ontology annotation, molecular function: protein binding; chromatin binding. Gene Ontology annotation, cellular component: Set1C/COMPASS complex.
ACAACGUUAGUACCAAAAAAAUUGAACCCAAACUAGUGUACAUGUUUUUGCGACUUGUUCAAGCUGAAGCCUUUUUUAUCUCAAAUUUUUGUGCAAUUGAAAGGCAUCAAUAGUUGAAUCAACGUUUCUUCUCACUCACUCACUCAAAUCCACUCAACCUUCAUGAGCAUUUCUGACAUCAACACGAAAUUUGGCUCUAAAAUGGGAACACAAGUGGAGAGAGAAGAGAAAGUGUCUUUGGAGCUUAGUGAAGAAAUUCUUCAGAGUAUGGAAGUUGGAAUGUCCUUCAAAGACUACAAUGGUAGAAUUAGUUCGAUGGAUUUUCAUAGGGCGUCAAGUUAUCUAGUUACCGCCAGUGAUGAUGAAUCCAUUCGUCUAUAUGAUGUUGCUGCUGGAACAUGUUUGAAGACAAUUAACAGCAAGAAGUAUGGGGUUGAUUUGGUUUGCUUCACAUCUCAUCCUACAACUGUUAUUUACUCUUCUAAGAAUGGUUGGGAUGAAUCUUUGCGGCUUCUAUCAUUGCAUGAUAACAAGUACUUGAGAUAUUUCAAAGGUCAUCAUGACAGGGUUGUUUCACUUAGCUUGUGCUCUCGGAAAGAUUGCUUUAUAUCUGGAUCCUUAGAUCGAACUGUUUUACUAUGGGAUCAAAGGGCCGAGAAGUGCCAGGGACUUUUACAUGUACAAGGAAGGCCUGCUAUAUCGUAUGAUGAUCAAGGGCUUGUCUUUGCAGUAGCCUUUGGAGGAUACAUAAGAAUGUUUGAUGCACGGAAGUAUGAAAAGGGUCCCUUCGAGAUAUUUUCUGUUGGGGGAGAUACUUCUGAUGCAAAUGUUGUAAAGUUUAGUAACGAUGGGAGACUCAUUCUCUUAACAACUGCAGAUGGGCAUGUCCAUGUUCUUGACUCAUUCCGUGGUACACUUUUAUCCACACAUAAUGUCACGCCUGUCUCAUGCAAUUCUACUUUAGAAGCUUCUUUCAGCCCCGAGGGAACGUUUGUAAUAUCGAGUUCUGGGGAUGGUAGCAUAUAUGCAUGGAAUGUUCGAAGUGGCAAAGAAGUUGCAAGUUGGAGGAGUGCAACUUCUGAUACUGGAGCUCCUGUUGUAAAAUGGGCUCCCGGGAGUCUUAUGUUUGCAACCGGGUCGUCUGAGCUGUCAUUUUGGGUUCCAGAUUUGUCCAAAAUAGGAGCUUAUGUCGUGAAAAAAAUAGUAAACUCUACGCAAUGAAGCAAUUGUUUACCAUCAACCAACUGAAAGAUUAUAUUUUGUUAUUCCUACCGAAAAACGCUGCCAUGGUUCGUAAAUAUUCUUCUUCGAAGGGUAACAGAUAUUUCAGUGAGCCUCCUGAACCGUAGUAGUUAAGAUAUUGAUUAGUAUUUAUGUUAUUUUUACUAUUUGAUUCAUGAUUUGUAGAAGUUAUUUGAUUAUAGUUGCUUGCAAUGUUGCAAAUAACCAUUAAACUGUCAAAACACUAGUACUAGUACUUCUCAUUACAUAGUUGACAAGAACUAAACAAUGACAAAUUAAGAAAUGAACGAACUUAGAUAAUGAUACCUCUAUUAUUUUAUAAAUUACUUUAUACAAAUAGAUCCCUCACUUAGUCAACGCCAUGAUUUAUUCCAUGCAUGAUGCAGCUUAUUCAUUGUUCCAAAAAGCAACAUUGUUGUAACACGUAACUUAUACAUGAAUUUUUCUAAUCCCCACCUGUCUGCUUUGAUGGCUUAAAUAUAUUCUUGAUCAUCAUCUUCAAGAAAUCACAUUGCAUAACAUGCUUUUAAAUAAGUUAGGAACAAAUAGUCUUCUAUUGUUUUGAUAUCGUCAUAGUAUUUUGGUCCUUUGACAACUAUGAGCAUCAACCUUAAAUAAAACAAUAAAUCCGCUUCCCUGUGGCAUAACUUUUUUUCCCCAAGUUUCAAACCACAUUUUCCUCUAACAUAGACAAUCUCAAAAACAAAUUGGCUAUACACCAGGUUUUUAGGUUGUGGAAAAAUUUUAUUUGCUUCAAAUCAAGAUGUAAACGGAGAUUCACUAACAAAUAUAUUAAACAUGAUAACGUCA